GACGCCGACGCGAGAAACUGCAUUCUCUUCUUUUUCUGGCCGCGUCGACGAGUAUUCGUAAUUUUCCCGAUUCGGGAGUGAUAUCGCCGGGGCUCCGCGAGCAUCGCGCCGGAGGCUGAGUCACGCGCUCGAUAAUUCCCGGUAAACAGCCUGUGGAUAAGAAUGGUAACUUAGUUUACGUAAACAUUGCGAAACCGUCCGCGACGGCUCGUUAUCGCGUUUUAUUAUUCGAUACGCGAGCAUUACCGAACCCACCGAUUUAGAAUUAAUCGCGCGAAGCUGUCCGAUCGCAUCAUCCGCGGCCCCGACGAGAUUCCUCCUCUCGUCCGAAGGACACGAAAGUCGUACGAUCGACGGAAUCGUUAAAAUAAACGCGCCGCGCGGAAAAGUCGAUCGACUCCGGCCAAUCGGACGACGCGAAGCCGCGCGACGAAACGCGUAACGUGUGUUUACAUAACCGUGAAACAAGAUCGCGUCGCGUUCGCGCGUUUCGGUAAUCCGUUUAACCGUUUGCCCGUUAAUUCCGGAUGAUGUCAUCGGUCUCCGGGAAGCGUCGUUUCGAUCGCCGAACGUUGGAUCAUCGUCGCGAAAUAAAGGCGGCUCCGUUAUACAUAUAUUCUCGCGUAAAAAAAACGGGCCUCCUUAUAAUUCGCUGAUCACUCAUUGAUAAGCCGCGCUCCGCGGCCCGUCGGCGAUCCCCCGUUUGCGCAAGAAACGUCGUCGUCCUCUUACGAGACCAACGCGCGUGAUUCACCCGGUUUCCUGCGGACGUUAAUUGUUAAAUUAUUACUUUCACGGCGCGGAUUUGGCAAGCCGGCCGCGCAUUAAGCAAUUAUCCCCACGGAAUCGGGGAGCGGCGUGUCGCUUUUAUCGAACCCUUCGUUUAAACAGGUUCUCCGGGGAUCGUUUACCCGUCGCGGAGAUUUCGCGGGCUCGAAAGCCGAGGCGACCUUCGAGGCUUCCAUAAAGUCCGCAAGCCUACGCCGACCGCGACCUCUUCAAAUCGCAGUCGCGAAUGAACGGCGAAGCGAGAGGAGGCUUUCGGCCGAGUCUAAUCGCUUUUUUCCUUUUUUUUUCUUUUCGAAAAACGAAAAUCAGUUCUGAGGCCUCACGGUCGAAGAUUCCACGCGCGCAAUGCGGAACGCUAUGCUGGAUGUCAACGGGUUACGAUGGGCGUGACCGAACGAAACGUUAUUAUGUAUACCGCGGAAAAUGCUUACAUGCCGGGGCUAUCUGCUUCACGUUUAUCUACACGCUCGCAUUCUGAUCUACGGUGGAACGAGUAGUUUGCGGUGUCCUUUGUAAGUUUCGCGUUAAUGGCUGCCGUUACUCCCACGCGCCACAUUAAGCCGCGUCGUUCCCGAGCUUGGUCGCAUGAAUUCUCGCCGGUGAAUACGUGCAACGGCCAUCUGAAUACAAUGGAGCUCGUCCAGGAGCUCCCCUCCCCACCUCUCGGCUCUAGGGACUUUAAAUUAGGCGAUUUGAAUUUUGAUCAAUAGACCGCCCUCUUCAAUGGACCGCGCCGGCUAUGCGCGAUGAUUCAAAUUUCCCGCGAUUCUCGUCCUCGAGAAGUCGUUCUAGCGUUCUUUCAAAUUCUGUCGAUUCUGUCGAUCGUUCUUCGCACGUUCGAAUCGUUUUUUUAUCAGUUUAAACGAAACGCGGAAACUAACGGCGGUUUACUUGUUUCUCAUUUUUUUUUUACGUUGUCUAGCCUGGGUUAUGUGCAACAUGACAGAACAACAUGACAGAGGACUCUACCGGCGGGAUGGUCUCUCGAUUUGUGGUUAGAUGACAUUUGAAAUGCGUAUUCGAACGUAAUUAAUCCAUUAACAUCGUUGCAGACCCGUCAAGGUAAGUAUGAAGUGUCUAAUUACUGUUUUCACGCGUUUCCGAUGUUAUUCAAUCGCGUAAUCAAUACCGGCGCGCGGACAGAUCCGAAUGACAUAACCUAUAAGAGAAAAACACUUGUCAAAGUAAUGACACUCGACAAUCUUGACAAAUGUGUCUUUUUCUUGUAGCAACUCCAAUCUGCUUCGCGUGCGCUCGUUUAAUGAAUAAUCUGGUAAAUGGUAUCAUCUGUUUGCACGAUUUGUCGUUGUUUAUAAACGACCUGUCCUACAAUGAUUUCUAUACAAUAAUUUUUUAAUUGAUACUUUGCGAUGUUAUUGUUUAAAGAGAAAGGAUGGCGUUCUGUAAAUGUCGUGAAAGGAAUGUACAGAGUUUCCAUGAUGCGAUUACCAGUCUAUUAAAUUCUAAUUAACAGAAGAAUUUAUGUAUGAAGCACACAGAUGCGGUUUCUAGUGGAAAACUAUCUAUAUUUGCUCGGGGAGAGUCGUUUGUUGUUGCACAGAUACCAUUAAUUGGUAUGUUGCUAGUAGGAAUACGGCAAGAUAUAGUGUUUCCUAUGAUCAGAGUGUCUAGGCAUGUCAGGGAAAAGGAAAAAGGUAACCUUAACGAUGAAAAAGAAGCUAGAAGCCUUAUUUAGAAUCGACAACGGCGAGCCACUGAAGAGAGUAGCUAUUGACUUGGGGGUGGGGACUUCCACUGUAUCAGACUGGAAAAAAAAUAGGAAGGACAUCGAGGAUUUCUGUGCCAAGAUGGUGUCCAGGGACAGCUUAAGCAACAGGGGAACGAUAAAAAAGGCAAAGAACGUGACACUGGACAAUGCUCUGUACAUCUGGUACGUUAGGGAACGCAAGAACGGCGUUAUCAUAUCGGGACCAAUGCUGAGAAAGAAAGCUCUCAGCCUCAACAAAAAGUUAGGUGGAGAUCCCACUUUCACGGCAAGCAUGGGAUGGCUGGGAAGAUGGAAAGGCCGUCAUGGAAUCAAAUUGAACCUCGCCAAUGAUUGUCUUUCCAACAACUCUGCUCCUGACAAGCAAAAGAACUACCAUCUACUACUGGGCACCGACUAUGAGUCGGAAGCUGAAGAGGACACUCGAAGUUCUGUACAGAGUAAACUCCAGGAUUCGAGAAACUUGGGACACGCACAGGCAGUGGUAAUGCUGGAGAAGUUAAUUGCAUACUUUGGUCAGCAAGGUGAUACACUGGACGAUGAAUUAAGUACUCUUAGACGUUUGUUUGAUCGUGCGUCGAAAAAGUGCCGAUCGGCUAUAAAGCAGGAAAAGACAAAACACUUUGUGCAAUAACGAUUCUCGGUGUACAGUUUAUAAAUUCUGUAAAUAUACGAUAAUUUUCUACGCUUUUACAUUUUAUUAUACGCCGACGCAAUAAAAUGUACGGAAUUCGAGGAAGAGAAAAAGGGACUGCGCAUCGAUUAUCCUACUUUUCGCCCUAUUAAUCCGAUGGCUCGGAUCUAAAGGGAGCAUCACGUGAGUAACAGGCUGGCAUCCUGCGCGCAAGUCGUUUUAAUCUGUUUUAUGUAAUCAAGCUAUUUACGAUGAGCCGGUGAUUCGUUUGAUGAUCGUCAUCCAAUUACAGCGCCGAUAGCCGUUUAAUUUAAUAGAAUACCAGGGUGAACAUCCUCUAAGAGACGCUAACCCGGGGGGAUGCACGGACACACGGACCUCCUGGGAAUCGCGGCAAUUCCAAUUUCCGCUCCGUCGCUCCGAUUCGCUCGACGUACCCUAAAAAGCCAUUCCUCUCCUAACGGACCAUUGAUUUUCAGCAAAAUUAUGCGUGCUCAGCAGCGAGAAAAGACCGCCAUCGAUACGAAAUCACCGUUAGGAUCUUGCAGAUGCAGGAAUCCUUCGAGUUUUCCGAGCGUGAACGAAGCCAUCGUCCCGAUACGAUUUGGAUUUCACGCCGACAAGUUCAAGCCGACGCCACAGAAAACGCAAUGAACUUGACCCCCCUAGGCGGCUUUCGAAACGAAUUAGGGGCACGGUUGUUGCGCAAACAGCAUUCACGCGCUGCGAAACAGCGAAACGUGAAAUGAAACUUCGGUAUAGAAUUCCAUUUAAUUGCACCGAUGGAUGCAGCGAUAACGAGACGGCGAUGGUGAAACUCGUUGCCGGACUACUACAGGGUCCGCGAGACGCUUCAAUCGUUGAGAACAAAGUUGGAGAUAAAUUGGGUUAAUAAUAGCGUUUCCAAGUAUCCUCCCAGAACCGAAUGCAUAUCCAGCAUAUUUUCAUGCUACGGUAUCUACGGGAGGGGGGUCAUGAAAAAUGACUUCACACUAACAAGCCUGAAAAGCCGCGAUAGGAGCUACACCGAGUGCUAUACCGAGCCAAUCGAAAACUAUUCGCCCCUUUAUCUAAUCGCCGUUCCUGCAUUAAUUACACGGAAUCACAGGCAACAGAGCCGGCCAUUCAUUUAUCCGAUCUUUGCUUUCAAUUCUCCUGUUCUUUCGUUUGUUUCUAUUGUUUGAACGCGUUCCGUCGAAUAGAAAUUGGCGAAUAUUUGAUUAAUCGAAUCAUAUGAAAUUGUUGCUUCAAGGGCUGCAGUUAGGAGACCCCCAACAAAGAAAACUCGGCGACACGAAUUUCUCGAGGCACCAAUGUAAUGCAUUCGGCAAUGAUCCACGUGACGUCAGGGGCCUGUAGAAAGUUGACAAGAAAAAUCUACAUUCCUGCAUGCGUUCCGGCAGUUUUACAUUCACCGUCGCCCCGCCGUGCUGUCGGCGUCUACGUACUAGAAGAGUCUGGCCGCGUGUAUGCGCCAGAUACGAAGCCCGUUCGAUCGUUCGUUCUUUCUUUCUUCAUAUAGUAUUCCGUGGACGCGCACCGGAGAGGGGUCACGUACCGGGGACAUGCAACUAAUUACGGUGAUCAGAUGUCGUUAGGGAUCUACCACGAAAACCAGCCCCAUAACUCGUGCCCCUUUCACCCGUGCCUUUUUUCCCCCCUCUAUCGGGGACAAACACUUUCGACUCGGGAUGAGGUAAUAACCGUGGACCCACCGUAUUUUCUAUCACGUUAAAAUCUACUGGGUGUUCCGAAGAAACGCCAAGGGGCCCCUCCCCCUUGGCACGGUUUGGACGAACGGAACGGUAACGAAUUUCUGAGAUCAUUGUACACUUUGUCGUAGACAGGCCCGAUAUAACUUUGUAAAUCUUUUGAAAACAGGUUCCACGCGGAUCGACGCAACGAGACCGUAUAGAUUUUCCCCGAUUCGUGUGGUUCGCAUAAAUCGACGAUUGACGGAACGCGGGAGUACGCGCCAAGCCUUGAAGUCUGUAACCGGAGUCGUUGGUUCUCUCGUCUUGGGUUCCAGGACUCGCCAAGGAUCUUUUUCUCUUUCUCUCUCUCUCUCUCUCUCCUGCUUGUUCUCUCCGGACUCUCCACGUAGCGUCGGGCAGAAGGAAGGGGGGGAUGCCCGAGAGCGGUCCAGCAACUCCCCAGAAAACGUGAUCGCGCUCGCGCUCGCGCGCACGCACGCAUCAGAAACGUACUUACGUUUUGCUGGUAGUACUCCAACUAACGUUUGCUAGCGAUGGGACGAACUAUAUACUCUAAAUCCCAAGGAAUAAAUCUAAAUCCCAAAAGCUAGCUUCGAAUUCUUUCAGCAAACGAUAAUCUUAGCUGUAAAUAAGCCUUAACAACGAUACGAGUUUUUACAGCAAUAAUCUAAACCGUGGAUUUCUCGGUCUCUUUGUAUUAGAUAACUAUCCAGAACGCAGUGAUCUUUGUAUCUAUGCGUCAACGGUUCGAGGUUAAUGCAAUAACUUCUUGGCGUACAAUGGAAACGUCGCGAAGAGGUCGGAGAAGAAGUUAUCGGCAAGUUUUUAAUCAUCCUACCAUUCAACAAUACGCAGUAUCUCCGUGAUAGCGAAUCAAAUAAUCUCCGUAAGCUCUGAUCCAUGAUCACCUUCGGUUUUCCUAGAUUCUGGCUACGGUGUCUAUUACUUUGGAAGGCGCCGUCGCUAUCUGAGCAAAGUCUACCGACAUAGAUUAGUUCCCAGCGGCGAGGCAUCGAGGCUAAUAGCAAUGAUAGCUGUCCAUCUCGGAAGAACCGUUGCAGGUUGAUAACACAGGGGAAGAGGAGUAGAAUAAAGACGUGCAUCGCGGUUAAGGCUUUGAUCGAAAAAUCAAGCUCACAGGGGAGCGUAGGGUCCUCUCGUAGGGUCUUUUCACUUUCUUUCAUUGAUCGAAAGGGGACCCGCGAAGAUCGUUCUCUGCUGGAUCGAGUCCAUCGCUAGCCGUGGCUUCGCACACACACACGACUUUCGCCGCGUUCGACUUGUCGAAAGGCCGUGGUAGUGGUGCGACGACGCCAGGAGGGAGGGUUGAUUGGUAGGGGCAAGAAAAUACGGCGCGAGAAAGGGAGAAAACGGAGACGGCGAGCGGAGAGAGAACGAGAAGGAGAGGAAAAAACGACGUCCAUUGAGAAUUACGGUAUUCGUCGAGUAGAAGAACGGGCCAGCCAGGUCUGGAGGGGCUCAUUAGAAACUCGAGGCAACGGCGCGCGCGCGCGCUCGCGCGAGCACGCGAGUAAUAUUAUUUCCUCGUGGAACGCAGGGGCUAAGGCCGAUCAAAUGCCGGGUACCGUUCAGGAAAGGAUCGAAGUCCGCUCCAAUUUCAUGUGCAACCAACGCUCCCGGCCCGUUACAAUAAUCGCCACCCGAAGGGGAACUAGUUCCGACGGUGGAGGAAAAACGGAAAACGUCCCCUACGACGCCGAUAAUCCAGAUGUUGCAAGCGUCUCCCCUCUAGGGAAACGUCGAGACUUUGUUCUUUGAGUUUGAUUUUUUUUUCUAAGAAAUCGAGCAGCGACCCCUCGCGAUUGCAGUGGCGGGAAAGCGGUUAUUUAAAUAUUCGAAUUGGUUAAGCAAAUCGGAGAGCUUCGCUCAGUUUUAUGUCUCUUAAAUGUCUCGAUAUUUUGUUGCCGACUGAAUAGGAACUACCAAAAUGUAUAUGACAUAAUUAACCGAUGCGGUGACUAACGAUAAUAAAUGAAAUAAUAAAAUAAAUUAAAUAAUUUCGAAUAAA
Megalopta genalis is the source of this 6893-nucleotide messenger RNA. NCBI's taxonomy places the organism in Eukaryota, Metazoa, Arthropoda, Insecta, Hymenoptera, Halictidae. The record is from RefSeq and is a predicted model, not a curated record.